AUGACUACUGUGCUUCGUCAGGAAACAUCUGUGGCGGAAGCCGAUGGUGACUUGACUCUUGGAACACCAGAAGACAACGUCGAACAAAAUGAAACAAGGUCUCUUUCAGCAAACGAAGUUCUUGAACCUGCCUUUCGUCAGAAUCCACUUGUCGAUAACGGUUACAUCUUUGGCCAAGCCUUUGGACGAUAUUGGUACAUGGGUCCUGCAUCAUCAUGGGCAUUCUGCAGAAGGGUCCUAGCUCUAGUCGGAAAACAUCUCCCAGAAGCAAACAACGAACCUCCACCAUGGCAUCUCGACGGGGUAGCAUUCCGUCUCCAGUGGAGGCCCCUGAUGCCUGAGGAACAUCCCGAUAUCUCCAAUCUGCCCCCGUCAGAUUAUGCAUUCUUUCUAGUGCAGACUGCAAGGUUCUACCUCGGCCCUCUGGCAAGUCUCAUCGACGAAACCGAAUUCCUCCAACACUUUAAAGAGCUUUACCAGGAUGCUUCCACCAAGGCGUCGACAUGCAGGCUGUGGUAUGCACAGUAUUUGCUCAUGAUAGCGUUUGGGAAGGCGUUUUUGGGCGGAAAGAGUGCUGAUGGAAGUCCACCGGGUUAUCAGUAUGCUGCUAGAGCUAUGCCUCUCAUGCCCGAGUUAGCUGGGAUUGCUUUAGAUCCCAUUCUUUCAGCUCAGGCACUUACUCUUGCAGCGAUAUACUUUCAGUCCAUAGAUAUGAGAGUAGCAGCAUAUCAACAUAUAGGACAAGCUCUUCGUAUCUGUGUGCUAUCUGGUUUCCAUAGACACAUGCCGGAAGAGGUCGUUGGAGCACAACAUUCAAAACGAUGCCACAUAAUCUUCUGGGUAGUCUACAUGUUGGAUCAAGAGUUUGCAGCUCUCAUAGGCGCUACUAGUGCUAUAAGAGAUGAAGACAUCACAAACAAAUUGCCUUCCCAGGCUGACAACUCUUUGACAUCGCUGAGUCUGACUCUCCAUGUUCAGCUGGCGCGUCUCAUAGCACGGCUUCUAGGAACGGUUUACGGAGUUGGUAAAGACUAUGAUGGGACUCUUUUCAGCAAUACUCAGUCUAUCUUGAGGAACUUGGCUGAGCUAAAUCGUGAUCUAAUGAACAUCAUCAACAAGCAUUUUCGCGAUUCAAUUAGUAAAGCUUCGAGGAUUGCCACUAGACUAGUACUCCAAUACCAUCAUUGUGUUGUCCUCACGACGAGACCACAAAUUAUGUGUGCUCUGCACAUGCACAUCGAACAGUCCAAGACAAGAAUGACACACGGUUUAUCUCUAUCGCCUCCAGUCGCAUCACUGAUCCAAUCCUGUAUCAGUUCUGCACAAUCGAUCCUCAAGACUCUGCGUGCUCUCGCAGACGAAGAUCUCAUUGAAGCAUUCCUGCCUUUCCAAAUCGAGUAUGCCUCCUCAUCAGCAUUUCUCCUACAUCUCAUCCCUAUCGUCUGCCCUUCUCUACUCUCUGACAAUUCAUGGCGAGAUGAUGCCCGCUAUGUUUUCGAUACCCUCAUCGCCAAGGGAAGCUUGAUUGCUCCUCUGAGAAAAGUAGAGUUGGAGCAGUUGGAGCAGAAGCUUUCGGCUUUGACACCAGCCAGCAAUAUCGCCUCCCCAGAGAUCCUCACAGAGAACCAAGAGAAUGCGAACCAAGAAGAGAAUGAAGAUCAGCAUAAUGAGGAACAUCUUGCUGACGAAACUGGAUGGGAUCUCUUCGCCGCUAACGCCAUGGCUGGACUUACCCCAGGAGAGUUACUAGAUCUAGCAGAACAGUUGGAUGUGGACAACUUCUUAUAUGAACCUGAGAUGGAAUAA
Molecule: messenger RNA, 1806 nt
Organism: Fusarium pseudograminearum CS3096
Lineage: Eukaryota; Fungi; Ascomycota; Sordariomycetes; Hypocreales; Nectriaceae
Exons: 7
Coding region: 1-1806 (601 amino acids)
Biological process (GO): positive regulation of transcription by RNA polymerase II; DNA-templated transcription
Cellular component (GO): nucleus
Molecular function (GO): sequence-specific DNA binding; zinc ion binding
Source: RefSeq, a predicted model, not a curated record